CUGGGACAUAACUGGCAGAGCGACUAAGUUCCUGCGGUAGUUUGUUCACCUCCCUCACGAACAUGCGACUUGACGCGUUCUGGUGAAGUUGAUGAAGACGUAGACACCGAAGAUAAGCUGGCUUGGGGCAUGUACUCUGCGGGUGAUUGGUACUGGUUUUAGCCGUCGGCCUAAAGGUCCACAUCGGUUAGGAGUCAAGAACUUGCAGGGUAAACAUCGCAAUGAUUGCCAGUGCAAUUGAUCUUGUCGCACGUGAUUCGAUCGCCUCUCAAACGCGUACCAUCCUAGCCUCCCGGAGGCUAUUUCGAACUUCGAGCUUGGGCAGUGUAUCGACUCGCUGUGAUUGGCGAGUUGACAUACUUGGGGCGAAUCGCUCGCUACGACGCGUCUACAUGUAGCAUUCCAAUGCGUGUAGAAGGAAUGUCAGUUGGCUCGGAUUGCGUCACUUGUUUAUUCGAUUGGCUACCGGUCCCCUCUCUGAUUCAAUCUCUGCGCGGACCCAGGGAGCUCCUUCACCUCAUCGCAUUACCACUCCGCAGUAGCAGUCAACCCCACCCAUAUCUCGUAUUCUCUUCUCGUCAUGGCGUUCAAGUUUACCAUCUACCUCUCCAAAUCGCGAAAACAAACCAAGCCAGCUCAUCUCAAGGCCGCCCACAACGACAAUGGCAGAAGGAAGUCAUCGAAGUCUUGGAACGCCUUCAAGUCUCAAGGACCGCCAGGCUCACCACGACCACACGCCUGAUGUGCACGCCAAAGGCACCUGCAAUCACAUCCCUCUACCUCCCGCCAACAACAAUAUCAUUCUCCACCGUCUCCCGCCCCAGAUUUCCUCCCUUCAACCCAUUAUCACUCCUCAUCCCCGAGUCUCCUCUCUCCCACCCAAGGCCGCUCCCCAGCCAGUCGCUCCUCCCGCGGUAUCCCUCUCCAGGUCUCGCCUCUUCCCAAAAUCUUAUCCAAGCCCUUCGUCAGGCGGACGAAGAUGCUCGCAAUUUCAUAUCCUUCGGCCCUCUAUGAGCAGGAAGAUACUUCGCAGUCUAUAACGACAAUCUAUCCCGCCUCUACCGUCAUACGUGUCGUCGAUACCCACAGUCUAUUCCCAUCUCCUACGGCACACACUAUCGCCCAGAACGAUUCCCAGGAGGAAUCAAUCGGCGGCCUCCAGCACCCUUCUUCUCGCGGAGAAAGCUUCUCUCAUGUGUCGAGCACACCCUUGUAUGCUGCCGCGGCCAUUCAUCAUGAAUGUCGCCAGAAGAACGGCAAAACAUCGCCUAUCCCGUGGUCUCCGAGCGGUAGAAGUGAGGACUGCGUCCACGACCGCCUCGAUCCCCAUGCGUUGCAUCACGGAUGCCACCGCCACUGCCGGGAACUUUUGGGACCUCCUCGAGGACGUCAUGGGCCACUCCAUUUAUCAACAAUAUACCAGUUUCGAAGCCUUUACUGCUUACUCUGAGGGCCUCAUGAACCAUGUCGAAAAAGACUCGUUAGCACCCACAAACUAGCUCCUAUACGACUUCUCGUUUUCUCCAUCACGCGGUAGGGGGGGCGCUUCCGAUGCUCGACUUUCGUGGAUGCUGGCUUACAAAGCAACUAGAACUUAAAGCUUACCCAAGAGUAUUAUCUCUCCUCUGUGCCAGGAGUUAAAUAAUGCCCUCCUUCAC
Coniophora puteana RWD-64-598 SS2 is the source of this 1658-nucleotide messenger RNA. RefSeq lists its product as uncharacterized. The coding region runs from base 406 to 1014 and encodes 202 amino acids. The record is from RefSeq and is a predicted model, not a curated record. The transcript has 6 exons. Lineage: Eukaryota; Fungi; Basidiomycota; Agaricomycetes; Boletales; Coniophoraceae.